AACAGGACACACCUGACAAUGGAUGUGACAUUCAGCACUGCCCAGGUUUCUUCCACUUGGAAGAGGCAAACUGGUGAAUGGAAGGAGGCAAUCCUCUGGCAGUGGGAAACUGCCUUGGUCGCACUGGUCGAUGAUCUCCGCCGGGCUAGGGACAAAGGUGAGAGCUGUUUCCUAGUUCAGCUUGAUUUCUCAGCGGCCUUUGACACCAUCAACCAUAACAUCCUUCUGUUUGUUUGUUUGUUUUUUAAAUGAUAUUUAUUGAAAUUUUUUUGAAUUACAGAGAAAAAACAAAGCAGAAAAAGAAAAAAGAAAAAACAAAGAAAAAACAAACCACAUCCAACAAUACAAAUUCAAAAAACAAAAAUACACCGCAAACAGACAAAAACAAAUCCAUCAUUCUCAAAUCCUCAACUCUCAUUACCUUCUUUCUUUGACCUCCUCCUCCUCCCUUUUUUUUGUAUCCUAGUUAAUAAUUAUCGCAGCAAAUCCUUUCCAUAUUUCAUAAUAUUCUGUCUUUACAUUACCUUAAUCUAUUUUCAUCUUGUCUUAUAGAAACCUAAAAACUUAAACUUAAAUCUUAUUUUUACCGACUUCUCACAACCGUAGUAUUUCUACCUAAUUCUUUAAACAUUUUUACUAGAGCCAAGUAAUUUCGUUCCAACAUUUUUCUAACAUUCAUCCAUUUUAUAAAACAAUCCUGGUAAUAAGAAGAAAAGAAAUAAAAACAAUCCAAUCUUCAUCCAGCGUCCCUUCCUCCUGGUCCCGGUUUUUGUCAGUCCUUUUUUCUCAUCAAUCUAGCACAUUAACCUGGUAACCUUAUAUCCGAGGCCCUUAAGUCACUUCCAUGUCCCUUCCGCAGCUCUUCUUCAUAUUCUCCUUUCACUCAUGGGACCUCCAGCUUGGUGAUGUUUUUGACCCUUUUCAACAAAUCAGCCCCUUUUCCAUAGUCCAGACUCAAUUCCAUGUGGUAUUUAAAAACAUGUUUCAGAAUCCCUCCAAAAUUGAGAGCCCCCACAGCUCCAAACAUCUCACGGCCCAUUGCCAGACUCGGAAAGUCCAAACAUCCCUGCAUAGGGGGGUCUAUCCAACCCCCCAUUUCCAAACCAAUCCAAACUUUAUCUUUCCAAAUCUGGCUUUUUCCAAGUUCAUUUGUCAAAUCCAAAAGCUCAUGUUCCUGCAAGGCCGCAGCUCCCUCCAUAUCUGGCGCCCAAGAUUCAGCAACAUCCUCUUCUCUCAUCUGCUCUGUCAGGACGCACUCCUGAUCUGAUUCCUGGGUGGGCUCCACAUAGUUUCCAACUGCCUGUUCAAAAAUUCUGACCGCAUUAGUCAUCAAAUCCAUCUUCUCACUUAACUGUUCCAGUAGGGCACUUAUUUUACAGAGAGCACACAACAGAGCCUCUGAAUACAUUGUCCUACAAGGUCACAAGUCCAUUCCCACGAUUGUAAUCUGUGACAGCUGCAAGCUCCCUAGAAUUAGUUACAUUUUCACAGUCUCCCUCUAGGGGGAGAACUUCUAUUUGUUCUUGCAACAAAGUAUCCUUUUUGAGAUAUUUGGUCAAUAUUUGUUCCUUUAAAGUGCGAAAGGAAACAAUGGAAUCACUAUGUUUCUCUUCUUUUAACUAUCUGUCAAAAACGUUUGUCUCUGGUCAGUGAGCUUCAAACGUCAGUCCUGACACCCCGCUCCAGGAUCAGGACGGUGGAAAGUUACUUUACUUUAAACUCACUUCUGCAGGUUUAAACAGUCCAAAAAAGAUCCCCCUUCUUCUCCUGCUGCCGAAGGGGGGUUCAACAAUUUUAAAUGAUGAAAGCCAAUCCUUUAGAAGCGAUUUUCUAAGCUCUAGUUUACGUUGUCUUUGCUUUAUUCUGUCUACAAAGAAACGGAAGGCUGACUUCCUGUUUAGACCUUCCCGUUUCAGUACCAAAUUGAAGUAAAUCUUUAAGUCCAAUUCCUUUCUGCUCUCAAGUCCUUAUUUAAAGUCCAAUUGUUCAAAGUUUAAGUACUCACGGGUGCUUAUUUUAGAAGCCAAAUUGUCCCAGGAAAAAGGCAGCGCUCUCCGGCAACGGCUAUGCGGCUUCGCUCCACGGAAAUAGCAGUUGACUCACAGCACCGUGCCACUUCCCCCUCUUCACUUCGGAGCCCGUUAGUGGGUUCCUUUGCAGGUUGGGGGGGGCGCUAAGGGUGCCCGCCGAGUCCCACGGUCACAGGCUUCAUCCGCCUGUGAUUUUUAACAGGGUCCCCGCUUCGCCGUAGCAGAAAGGACCCGUUUCAUGCAGAGCUAAUCCCUCCAGUUCAGAGGGAGUCCGCCAUUGCCGAUGGCGCCACCCCGGAAGUCCAACCCUAACAUCCUUCUGGACCGUCUAGAGUGGCUGGGAGCUGAAGGCACUGUUAUACAGUGGUUCCGCUCCUUUCUCCUGGGCCGUGUCCAGAGAGUGGUGUUGGGGGAUGAGUGUUCAGACCCCUGGGCUCUCACUUGUGGGGUGCCUCAGGGUUCUGUCCUCUCCCCCAUGCUCCCCAACCGCCGACCUUCCGAUCGGCAAGCCCAAGAGGCUCAGUGGUUUAGACCACAGCACCAGCUGCUCCCAUUAUUUACCUUUUACCUUUAUUCUAUUGUAAAUUGGUCUAACUCAUAAAUGAAUAAUCAUAGAACUAUAGAAUACCAAUGUGAAGGGGUUCACUGAGUCAAAGCAGAGAUACAGUAGCAAAUCCCAGAUUUCUUUUCAGUCCCCUUCCUAAUUAUCCCUAGCACAAAAUUUGCCAUUUUCAUAGCUGCUGCACAUUGGUUCAAUGUCUUCUUUGAGGGAUCCGUCACUAUCCCAAGGUCUCUUUCCUGUCCAAUUCAAGCCCCAUCAGUGCAGAUGUAAUGUUAAGAUUCUCCAUGUGUACUAUUUUGCAUUUACUUACAUUGAAAUGUAGUUGCUGUUUUAAAGCAUUGUCACACCAUUUGGGGAGAUUCUUUUGGAGCUUCUCAGAAUAGUUUUUUCAUUUUUAUCACUGUGAAUAUUUGGCUGUCAUCAGCAAACCUGACCACCUCACUGCUCAACCCCAAUUGCUACUUAGAGUAGGUGCUCUCUAUAAUCUCACAUCCUCAUGACUGUAAUGAGGAAAACCAUAUUAAUAUUAGCUCUGUAAUUCACCCUGUCUGAAGUGCAGGUUUCUGAAAGAAUUUCUACUGCCGUGAGUUAAAUUCCCCACCCCACCCCUUUUCCUUUGCUUAUGCUACCCUGGGCAGCUAGGUGAAGGUGAAGGUAAAGGGACCCCUGACAAUUAAGUCCAGUCACGAACGACUCUGGGGUUGCGGAGCUUAUCUCGCUUUACAGGCCAAGGGAGUCAGUGUUUGUCCACUUCCGCAGACAGUUUUUCUGGGUCAUGUGGCCAGCAUGACUAAGCCACUUCUGGCAAAACCAGAGCAGUGCACGGAAACGCCGUUUACCCUUCCGCCGGAGCGAUACCUAUUUAUCUACUUGCACUGUGUGCUUUCUAACUGCUAGCUUGGCAGGAGCUGGGAUCCAACAAUGGGAGCUCACCCCAUCAUGGGGAUUUGAACCGCCAACCUUCUGAUCAGCAAGCCCAAGCGGCACAGUGUUUUAACCCACAGCGCCACCCUCAUCCCUACUCUGGGCAGCUAGUAAACACCAAAGCUAAGAUCACAUAAAGGAAGCAUGCUAUAUUUUGGUUACAAAAGAAUUGGCAUUUGGUUUUCUAUACAAUAUUCCUUAACUGUAAGAUUGCAUGGGCAAAAAAUAAAAUUAAAUUAAAAAAAUCAGAGACGAUGAUAGCAGAUGAUUAUUAAAACUGCCCUGUAGAAUCAACAUUUACAGAGUAGCGAUAAAAAUAAUAAUAAAGGAGAUGACAUUUUCUUCCAGGUUAUUUGGUUCAACGUGAUGGUGCUAUAUGCAUAGAAUCCACCCAAAACAAUUCCCGCACAAGCCCUAUUAAUCUAAAUAUCAAUGGAAAGGUAUCUCUGAGCUUGCACAGAAGAUGCUCAUGGCAGAUUGAGUUGCACAUCAUCAAACAACUUCUACUUUAGCUCAUUAUCUGCUGGAUAUGUGUUGCUUGUGUUUGUUUUAUGAACUCCUCUCCAUCCAGCAGGGUACGCAGAAAAUAAGCUGGCGAGCCACAGAGAAACAGUGUCAUGAAAUGUCUUGUCGUCUUUUGAGUGUGUGUGUCUUACUGAAAAUUCUACCCAACUCCCAGAUCCUGAAUGCUGCACAAUACAUUCCUUUUACAGUGUUCAAAUGCAAUUCUGGCUAUAUUUCUAUUUAGAGCGAUAUUACGGAAUUUCCAUUUAAAUGUUAAUUUUUACAUUAUUUCCCACUUUCUAUAAAUGCCUUGGUGACUUGGGGCAGUGCUUGGAAGGUUUAUUUUUAAAACAGAACUAGUUCAGGUUCAUCUCAUACCAAAAGGAACUAGUUCCAAUUAAAUUUUGUACUUUUGCUAAACGAACUAGUUCAGCCCAAGUUCAUCCAAAGGAACUUUUUCAUUCAUAAAAAGUUCAUCAUGUUACAAACUGCUGUGCUGAAGUAAAUCAGAGGGCUCACACACAAGUAAUAAGAUGUCUAGAAGACAGGAUGUCAUCAAGUGAAGCUUUCCCCAUAAUUGCAUUUUUACUAGAAAAGGCUUGCCCUGUCUAUUUUCUGCCUGCCACAUAGCUCUUAAAGGCACAAGGUGUCAUUGACUUUAGUCCUGUCCCUCUGGUUCUCUCUGAAAACUGUUCCGAUGGAAGAAUGCAAAUCUUUUCAGCAGGGAAGAUGCAGGAAAUGUCUCAUUCUAUCCCUCUGAUAGCUUAGCAACAGUGAUUAAGUGGCUAAGCAGCCUUACUAAAAGCAGCACCUCUGCAGCUGAACAAUGAGCCAUAGAUUGUUGUCUCUGUGUUUUGUUUUCAAACUUUAUAAAUGCCUGAUUGACUUACAUUUGUACUUAAUUCACCUUUAGUUCACCCAAUGAUUAUUGGAACGACUUCCACAUCUACUAGCGAACUAGUUCAGUGAAGUUCAUUUUGCUAAAUUAGUUCAUUCCAAACAUUGGCUUAGGGUAAACUUAGAGCACUGGUCCCCAUUUGAACUCUGUCAUCCAGCUGGGUCCUAUUUAUUCCAGAUAAGUCAAAGGGGAGGGAUCACAGCUCAGUGGCAGAACAGGCAUUUUGUGUGCAGUAAGGCCCAGGUUUUUUCCGUGCCAUCUCCAGUUAAAAUGAUUAGGGGUUGUAUCAGGGGAUCAACAGAAGUAGAGUUUCCAGAUCAAGGGAAGUAAUGGUACCAUUUCAUUCUGCCUUGUCCUGACCACACCUGGAACACAAUGUCCAAUUCUGGCCACCAGAAUUUAGGAAGGAGGGCAACAAAGAUUAUCAAGGGUCUAGAAGCCAAGCUUUAUGAGGAACAGUUGAAUGAGCUGGGUAUUUUUGGCCUGGAUAAGAGGAGACUGAGGGGAGAUAUGAUAGCCAUCUUCAAAUAUCUCAAAAGCCAUCACAUGGAAGAUGGAAGAAGCUUGUUUUCUCCUUCUCUGGAGGAUAGGGCUCAAACCAAUGGCUUCAAGUUAUAGGACAGGAGAUUCCAACUAAACGUAUGGGGAAACAGUCUGACAAUAAGAACUGUUUGACAGUGGAACAUUCUCCCUUAGGAGGUUGUGGACUCUCCUUCUUUGGAGGUUUUUGAGCAGAUGUUGGAUGGCCAUCCGUCAUGGAUGCUUUAGCUGAGAAUCCUGCAUUGCAGGAGGCUGGACUAGAGAACCCUUGGGGUUCCUUCCAACUCUACAACUCUACGGUUCUAUGAUGGGAAAGACCUUUGCCAAUGAUCCUGGAGAGCUGCAGCCUAUCAGUGCAGAUGGUUCUAGGCCAGAUGAACAAAUAGUGUGACCUGGUAAAAGCCAACUUUCUAUUGUCCCAUGACAAUACAACCACCCAAGCCUGUAGUUUCCAUUUUCAAUGCUCCUGACUGUGGCGUUCGUAUGGAGCCCCCGGUCGUCUCACGGACUAUUGACCCAUCAGGUUCUUAAGUUAACAACGAAGAGUGUAGUUUAUUGCAAACACAAAUAAACUUGAACUGCAUUCAAAACAUUGUUAUUGUUUACCUUUUUAGUCUUAUUUUAUUCUGUCCCUAACUCUUCUACCUCCCCUCACACAAGAACCAACUGCACUAACUGUCUAAUUCCAACCGUCUGCCAACUGCUUUCCCAACUGCCUUUUCCCAACUAACCAACCAACCAACUACCAACCCAAAACUCGGGCUAAGCCCUUUUAUAAACAGGUUGGCUCCGCCUCUGGCUUUUCUACUGGUCUACCUAUUAACUCUUUCUCUCCCCCUGUACAGACAUUUUAAAAAGAAUGGGCAAACGCCACACUGACCUCCCCCCUUGUACACUUACAUCAAUUCAGAUCUUCCAUGGGCAGGUAUAAUCCAUAACUCUAAAUGACCAUCAGUUUGAGUUGCUGUGGCUUAUCACACUGCUACUGUUCUCACCUGGGAAGGGGCAUCUCCUUCCAACCCUGUGUCCAACCUUGAUGUCACCAAUCGUACUCAAAGGCAGCAUUUGGUGCCAAUUGAAUUCUGAGUGCCCCUGAUAAGUAAUAUGAAAUCGAAAUAUGGAAUAGACGGGAGGUUGGGUGUUAUGUACUGAAGUUCUCACCCUGGGCCAGCAGGGGGAUACUGUAGAUAGUUAUGCAAAUGAAGGAUCAAAAGUGACGUUCAGUGAUUGGAUAGUUUUAGAAAGUUGCUACAGUAACGUUGUACUGGAGCUGUAUAUAAGCAGGUUGACUGAGCCCUUCAGCUCAGUUCUGUUCCGGCCUCUGAAUAAACAAGAGCUGUUUGAAGAAUCGCUGUGUCAUCUGAUAUGUUCACCCACAACUUAACAUUGGGUCUUUAGUGUUAAGACCAAUAUAUGUUUUAUUGUUUGUUAAGAAAAUUAUGUGUCUAUGGUUAUUCCUGUGUGUAAUUUGGUAUUUGUGGUUUUUUUUCUUUUUUCUUGCUAUAUCAAUAAAAAUUAAAAAAAGAAAAAAGAAAAAAAGAAAAGAUUUCUGAGUGCCCCUGGCUCUUGUAUCAAAACUGUUUUGCACAUACCUGUAGCAGCUGUACUGGCCGUAGGAAGGGACACAAAUCUCAGAAAGUGGUGUCAGUCAGCAGUUUCUGAAACUUUAGCAAAAUGUCAUUAAAACAGCAUGCUGUUUUAUAAAGUAAGAACUGAAACAUCGAAAUGAGGUUGAUAAAACUCAGAAGCAUUCUACCUAAUCCUGAAGGCCUGUUUAUGGCUGAAAUGAAAUGCAUUACAGAUUCCCCUCUCCUCUCUCCGUGGGAAAAACGCAUUCAAGUAUGUUUUCUAAAAGUCUACCCAUUUUGGGGAGACACAGCCCACACUUUUGGAAGGCGAAAACUGCUUUGGAGAGAAGAAAGGUGUUGGGGGGGGGAGCUUCCAUUUUCUUCUAAUCUCUAUGAAGUGAAAAUCUGUUACUUAUUUGAUUAGCUCCUGUUCAAUGAACUGAACCCAGUGUUCAAAGAAAUACAUUUCUGAAAAUGGCAGAGCAACUACAUUCGGUUAUAAAAUAUGCACAGGCUACAGAAACAUUGGAAUGAUUGCACACUUCAAUUCAUUAGAAUGGCUGCAACUUCUCAGCUUUGCCCCAUCGACUCACUGAGGUGAACGGUAACAUUACAGGAUCCCAUUUUGAAACCAGACGUGUGGAAACCCGCAAGAAGUGUGUUUUCAAGGUUAGGGAAGAGAAAGUUAUAUGCAUUUUUCUCCAGUUUUGACUGUGUGUCACAGUGUUCCAGUAAAUCAUCUUUGCUGCUGAAUUACACAGAACUAGCUUUUUUUUUUGCAACUGCUAGUAUAAAUUCAAAGACUUUACAGCUUUGUGUUUGUGAUUACUGAGGGUACAAAUGAAUGGAGAGGGAUGGUAAUCUCAGCCACGGAUCUGACUUUGUGACCCGAUCGCAUUCACACUCCCAUUUGCACUGAGGUAUACACAUGAAUGUUUAUAGCAUUCCCUAUCUGUAAUUUAAAUGGGACGCGGGUGGCACUGUGGGUUAAACCACUGAGCCUAGGGCUUGCUGAUCAGAAGGUCGGUGGUUUGAAUCCCUGCGACAGGGUGAGCUCCUGUUGUUUGGUCCCAGCUCCUGCCCACCUAUCAGUUCAAAAUUAUGUCAAAGUGCAAGUAGAUAAAUAGGUACCCCUCUGGUGGGAAGAUGAACGGCGUUUCCAUGCGCUGCUCUGGUUCGCCAGAAGUGGCUUAGUCAUGCUGGCCACAUGACCCAGAAGCUGUACGCCGGCUCCCUCAGCCAAUAAAGCAAGUUUAGCGCCACAACCCCAAAGUCAUCCACAACUGGACCUAACGUUCAGGGAUCCCUUGCCUUUAUCUGCGAUUUAUCUCUUGUAAAAAUGACCCCUAAGAAAAUUGGACCCUGGAUGUUUCAUUUUCCAGGGCUAGGUACAAGAUCUCACCCCAGCCUUCCUCAUUACACAUACAUUUGUAUACUUGAAGAUGUCCUGGACAGUGCUUGCAUUUCCCGCCUUCACAACAAACGGGAGAGAUAGGUCAUUAACAUUUCCACUGUACGUAUGAGACUAAGAAGAAUGGUCUAUCCCAUAGGCAAGCCCAAGAGGCUCAGUGGUUUAGACCACCCGCUCUCCUAUCAUGCAUUGAAUCCACAGUGGAAGUAGGAUUUGAACCCAGGGCUACAAUUCAGCAAAUUUAUGUGUCUACAGGGGGCGGGGGGGUUAGGAUACAAUGAUGGGAUUGCAGCUGCCAUACUUCUAGAGCUGGAUACAUUGUAAAUGGUGGCAAUCUUUUGCAACAUGAGGACCCAAGUCACCAGGGCUCAGAUCUAAGAUAAAUUUAAGGAAAUCCGCAAGAGGAAAAGAUAUUGCCCCCUCUUCUCCCUGCAGCCAUUUUCCCACCCCCAAGACACUCCAGAAGUUUGAGGACCUUCCUGGACAAUAUGGGGCGGAAGACGAUUCAAUUUUGGAUGAUUCUUGCCUCCCCCAGCAGUCUGCAAUGACCCUUUCUUUCCAUGUUGUUUGAGACUUUCCAGAGCAGCUUUCGAGGGUUGCAGGUAUGUGCAGGAAGCAGGAGGAGGUAACCUUUCACUCUGGGAACUUUCUUAAGCUAAUUUAUCUUAGGAUCCAAGUCCAUGGAUAUUAGUUAUUUAUUUAAAUACUUUAAAGCAUUUUUAAACCACUUUCAAAAAAAUAAUAAUUCUCUAAGUGGUCUACACUAUGUACAAUAUUUUAAAAAUCCAUUAAAACAAAAAUACAGCCUAAAGUAAAUAAAGCAACAGUAUAAUGAAAACAUAUAAAAUAAAUGAAAUAGGGAUUCAAGGAAUCCAUGCACAUAAAACAGGGUCCAAUGUUAACGGCUUGGGGGAAUCUUGCACUUUCCAAGGUGUGGAAUUUAGAGCUGAGACAUGAAAAAAAGACCACAAUUUUCACCAACAUUCUUUUUUUGUGACACCUGCCAUUUCCGCCCUCUGCCCCAAUGUCCUAGAACAAAUGUAGGUUUGGAGCAUUGUGAAGGACACUGCAGUGGAAGCAAAAUAAUAAAAAAAGAGAGAGAAAGAUUGGCAAAUACCAUUGCUAAUGGUGAGAAACCAUAGUUGGUGAAUGUCUCCUCUCCCUGUAGAGAGUUGGUAAAAUUCAGUUUCUCUUCCCACAAAUGGGGUGGAUAAUUUUUAGAAGUCUUUUGUGCCCAACCCUAUUAGAAGCCGUGGGGCAAAAGCAGGCUAUCUGUACAGAAAGAGGAAUAAAAAGAGUAUUGCUUAUAGAUGAGCCAGUAAUGCAUAUCAGCACAAAAAUGACAAACUUUUAAAUAUAGCGUUGCACUUGUUCUUAAAAAAAAAAAAAAUGCAAUUGGAAUCUGUUCCUAGACAGAUCCCAAGUUAUGAUGAGGAACAAUUCAUUUGCAUCUACUGACAAUCCCCCCCCCCCCGCUACACACAAGUAGUAGUCUACAAACUGAGCCACACGUGCCAGCCAUAAGCCGAAACUCUACCAACGCUGGGUGAAUUAAAGACAAUCCUUUUAUAAAAAUGGAAACCUAUGAGCAAUACUGAACACAUUACUAGGCUUUUAUGCUAGAUUCCCAGAAUUCAAAUUAUAGUUCUGGUGAGACUUCUGUGGUUGCAUACCUGUUUUGUGGGAGCAUCAAUAAAGGUUCAUAUUUCCUGUGUGUGAUGCAGGUUUUAAUAUCUUCCACUGAAGAAUUACAGCUACAUAUAAACUGCUGAUUCUUUAGGGGGUACAAAUGCCCCCAAUUGUUCAUCCUCAGGACUGCAUAUAUGCUCCAGACAAAUUAACUCAUUUCCUGGAGUAUUUUAACAUUCCCUUCAUGAGUUUUUAAUUUUCUCACUAAAGUAUGGAGAAAAAUGCAAUUGGCUGCAACAAAGAGAGGGGGAAGAUGGUAUUCAGUUUCCUUCUGUACACAAAGGGAGAGGGAAAACACCUAUGUAACUGAUCUUAAUAAAAACAAUGAUAAUCUAGUAGCUCUGGGUUACUUUAACAUUUAAGUAAUAUGAGAUAUCAAGGUAUGAUUAUAUGUCUUAUUUGUUUUAAAGUGACUCGUAGUCAUUAAUAAUCUUAUUCUUCAUGAAUUUGCCCAAUCCUCUUCCCAGGACUGACCCACUCAUGAGGCAGACUGAAGCAGCCACAUCAGGCAGCAGAAUUCCAUGGGGCAGCACCACCACAUUUGCCCCAUCCCUGCCACUGGGGUUGCACCAUGGCAGCGGCUUUCAGCAAAAUCUUGCAAGAUCUCAUUGGAAGCCACUACAGCCUCAUGACCCUAGUGAGUGAGGCUUCAGUGGGGUGGGAGGGAGACAGCAACACCUUCCUGUUUCACCUCUUGGCAGUGCUGGAUUUAUGUAUAGGCUAAGUAGGCUGAAGCUAAUGUCUCUAAAUCUAGAGGGCCUCGCCAGCCUGCCCACUCCCCAGCAGGCAAGCUCCCCUCCUCCAAAAUUGCAAACCCAAGACUUCAUGAGACUCUGGGCUAGCCAGUGGGGCCCAAUUUGAAGCAGUGGGGCACAACUUGAUUUUUUUGUUGUUGUUGUUCACAACCAAAGUCUGCAAAAUCUUAUAGAUAUAAAUAAAAUCCAUCUAGAUUGCCCUGGUGCGGGGGGGCCCUUAGGAACGGCACACGGGGCCCAAUUUGGCCAAAUUGCUCCAAUUGCCUUAAGGUCAGCCUUGAUGAGACUGUGCAGGAGUUGGACUCACAAACCCUGCACCUUCUAGGUCCCUGGUGUCACUAUUCAGAGUACAGACUCAAGGACUUGUUAUGGAAAUAAAGAGGGGAGCACUUAUUGGAAAUCAGUUUUGUCACCUCCCCCCACAAACCGCCUGAGACUAUGAGCCCAGCCACCUUUUAUUCACAGUCACAUAAGCACUACACUACAGCAUGGCCAUAAACCUGUACGUUCAACCGCUGAAAUAUACACCCAAUAUGUAGCAAUGGAGAUUUAUGUUACUGCUUUAUGAAUGAACGUUGUGUUUUAUGACUGGAUUCUGUAUUUUGUGAAUUACCUAAGAGCCACCAAUAGGGAGCUCUAGAAUCUGACAACUAACCAACUGGGUACUACCAAACAGCGACCCCUAUUGCUGAAAGCAGGUAACCAGCAGGGAACACUUCAGCUCAGCCUUUGCACUGUUGACUGAACACCCCCUGCAGUGCAGAUAAUGGAGAAAGCUCAUAAAUUGUAUCCCUUCUGACAUCCUGGCCAACUCUAUUACACUGGUGUAAACCCUGGUGCCCCAGAAGCUCAGAACAGCAGCAAAUAAAAUCUGCUCAUACGUCAGAGACUGAUAAGACUUGUCAACCAGCUCUUCCAAAGUCUCCCUAAAUUAUAAAGCUCCAAAAUACAGGCUGAAAGAGAGCAGGUCUGGAAAGAGCAGGGCAUACAAUGGGCACCACCAGUGAAAAUGCCCUGCUCCAUGUAGCUCCUGCUUUGUCAUUUGAUAGGCUGCCCACUUGCCCUCCUUCUUGACAUGGAAUGCUCUCUAUUGGAGUCUCCAGAUCCAGUACAAAGACCAUAAGAAGGGAGAGCAGGGACACUGAAGUUCCCAACAGCUGUUAAUCAAGCAAGCAAGCAAGCAAGCAAGCACACAGGUCACCUUUGUCACAGGUAUGUCACGCCUAUGUCCUGGCCAGGCCUGCACCCCAUCUUGUUUCUGUACAACAAAUGGCAACAAAAUAUCUGUGAAAGGAAGAGGAGCAGGUUUGCUCAAGUGUGUUGCAGGUCAAAAUACUGUUUGUAAUGAUGUGAGAGCAGUAGUUUACUUGCUCGAAUUAACAAAUAAGAAAGUUUUGAGAAUUUAAAUUCUAGAUUAAAAUUGAUUGCUUAAUUGAGAAGGGAAUUGUAAGAAAAACACUGGGGCCUAAAUUGAAUAAUAGAGUGCCUGGUAUCUGGUGGGCAAUAUCAUCCUUUAUUUCCACACUGUGGCUGCAGACCAAAGUAUUUGUCAGGAGAGGUAUGAGAUUCAGAUGAGGGUCAGAUGCCUUGUCAAUCCCAGCAGGUAUACAAGAGGGAGAUCGCCCUGACCACCUCUUGGACAAAUCCUUUUGGAUACCCCCUCCCAUUUUGUUAAAAAUGAUCUGAUUCCAUCCCAUUGAUUAUUAUGCUGGACUUAUCUCUGGCAUGUACAUAUCAGGACUGGGUUCACCCUGUAGCAUAAUUAAAAUAUAUCUGUAUUGAGUUUGGUUGUCUGGCCCAGAGUUGUCCAGUCUCUCCUGGGUUGUUCUUUCAUACUCCCCAUUAGUUGCCACCAGAGUUUUUUUCAGCCGGAGCUCACUGGAGCUCAGUUCUGGUACCUCUCAGGUGAGUGCCACUGCCAUUCUAAGAGAGAAAGUGUGAGCUCCAAAACUUUUUCUAGAAAAAUAGCACUGGCUGCCACUAUAUAAUGGCUGGAGUUGGUGCGAGUGGUGGGCAGUUGUGUGGCCUGUGAUGGCUGCUUGAUGCUGGUUUCCCAGUAUGCUGUGUGUUAGUGUCAGUCAUGUCUAGGAAAACAAAUCAUCUAUUACUCCUAGUGUGCCUGGGGUGCAGUGGGGGGAGGAGAAGAAGCUCAUUGUAAGAAUUCUGUUCAUGGAAUAUACAAGACAAAUAAUAGGAUUUAUCAUUGCUAUUUUAAUAAUAUCAGGAAGCGUAUUCUGAGUCCCACCAUCUUCUGAGGUAAGGUGGGUUGUGACUGAAGACAGACCAUUUUAGUUUUGGAAAGUUCUGGAAUUUGUUCCUCAAGGAAGUUGCCAUCCCUGUUUUCUUAAUUUACCCCUGCUUUGGAGUAUUUUUUAGCCUAUUUAUACUGACAUUUUAUACUACUGUGGUCUGAUUUGUAGCAGGGUGGGUUGUUUCUUUAAAAGUAUGUUAUUCUAUUUUAAUUUUCUGAAAACUCUGAGGCUAUGCACACACCAUUUAAAGCACAUUAAAAGCACACCCAUACCCACAAAGGAUUCUGGGAACUGUAGGUCACACCACAUAGUACCCCUUAACAAACUACCGUUCCCGUGAUUCUUUUAAAAUUUAAAUUAACAUUCUUUGUCACAUACAAAAAGCCAGCACAUUGUAACAAAGAAUUCUCAGUACUUCAGUGUUAUCAUGGUAAACAAGUCCUUUGAAAAGAUUUACACCAUGUUCUUAAAACAGUUGUGCCUGAAGAUCAGCCUGCAAUGCUGUCAGACACAGUGCAAUACUAAUGUAAUGUCCUGUUCAGAGAUGUUGUGCUGCCGUUGAACUGCUCCAUUCUAAGCACAUAUUUGCUGGUGCAGCAAAUCUUGGGAGACUAAUGCACUCAGUAAAUUCUGCAUACAAAGGAACCCUUGUCCUUGAUAGCAUUGCAUUGUAGCUGUACUACCAAUUUGAAAGGAGCAAGGCCCCGCCACAAAAUAAAUGGCCUAGGGCAGGAAAAAAAACAUGUACUUCAUAAUUGUUGUUUUAUGGUUGUGAGGAGAUAUCAAAAACCUGGAGAGACAGGGAAUGGAAUGAAAGUGGCUGGAACCCUAUUCAAUGUGUCAAUAUGAAUGGAAGUUGUUAAAAUUGCAGCUGCGAUAUAAGGGGCUGUGGGUUAAACCACAGAGCCUAGGACUUGCCGAUCAGAAGGUCAGUGGUUCGAAUCCCCGCAACGGGUAGAGCUCCUGUUGCUCGGUCCCUGCUCCUGCCAACCUAGCAGUUCGAAAGCACGUCAAAGUGCAAGUAGAUAAAUAGGUACCGCUCUGGCGGGAAGGUAAACACCGUUUCCGUGCGCGGCUCUGGUUCGCCAGAAGUGGCUUAGUCAUGCUGGCCACAUGACCAGGAAGCUGUACGCCGGCUCCCUCGGCCAAUAAAGCUAGAUGACGCCACAACCCCAGAGUCGGCCACGACUGGACCUAAUGGUCAGGGGUCCCUUUACCUUUACCUAGACUGGAGCAUAAUUGGAAUUUAUAAGACUUUGGAAUGCAUCAAACCAUUCAUUCUAGCACAUGGGGGCACCUAAAUUGUAUAAUUUGACAUUUCAGUGAUUAGUAUUAUUAAUUGUAUGAUAAUUUGGCAUUGUUAUAAUGAGACUGUUAUUGGAUUGUUGUAAUUGAAAACUAAUAAAAAUUAUUAUCAAAAAUAAAAAAAAGGAAUGUGGCUGGAACCUGUAAAGGGAGCUUUUCACAAUGAAACACUUUGUUGUAGGCCCUACCUGUUUCUCCUUAUUAUUAAGAAAUCAGAAACUCACAGUAGUUGAAAGAGUAACUCUUAAUCCUCACCAUUCCUCUUUUUCUCCUUCUCUUCCUUCCUGUAAUAUAUUCACCUGCAUGUACACAUUUACAGGCACAUACACCUGAUAAGAUCGUUAUUCUUCUGCUUUUCCUUCUAGUCUAAUCAGAUGCAAAAAGGCAAAUAGAAUGCAAAUAAUGGAAUUAAGCUGACUGCCCUCCUUGAAACGACAUUCUGUCACACAAAAUGUAUACCACUAUUGAACAGCUCAAUGCAGUGUAGAAACCAAGAAAACUCUAAUAAUUGCAUGCAGGUAGAAACAAAAUGGGCAGUUUGAACAAUCGGAGCUCACCAGAGCAUUUACUUGCGAAAAGAAGGGGUAUGGUUGAAUCGCCAGCUUCAGUUAUGCCUUGCAAUUUGCAAUCUGAAGAAUGCAUUUUUGAAAAAAGUUGUACUUUAAUUGUAUAUCAGGGGAAUGACUGUGGCCCAGAGCGUCUGCUUUGCAUGAAGAAGAUGCCUGCUUCAGCUGUAGGACUUAGGAUUGAGAGACACCACAGUCUAAAAUGCCGGUGAUGAAAUGCUUGGGAGAAAUUCAAUUCAGUCCACAUUUAAAGGCAUAUCUACCUACCCGUAUUUUUCGCUCUAUAAGACGCACCAGACCACAAGACGCACCUAGUUUUUGGAGGAGGAAAACAAGAAAAAAAAUAUUCUGAAUCCCAGAAGCCAGAACAGCAAGAGGGAUCAUUGUGCAGUGAAAGAAACAAUCCCUCUUGCUGUUCUGUCUUCUGGGAUAGCUGUGCAGCCUGCAUUCACUCCAUAAGACACACACACAUCCCCCCUCACUUUUUAGGAGGGGAAAAGUGAGUCUUAUAGAGCAAAAAAUACGGUAAUUCACACUUUCCAAAACAAUAUGUCAACUAAAACACAGAUAACCCUCAAAAUUUGCACUUCUCUGAAUUUUGCAAUGAUGAUUUCCAUUCAAGUAAUGUGUUCCAGAGUGCUUUUAAUAGAGCAUGUGUAGAAAUGGAUAUAGGGAUGAAAUAACAUACAAUGAUGUGUAUUAGAAUAAAAUGUUUCGCAAAAAUGCAUCCAUUAGAGAAAAUUGCAUACUAAGUCAUGAAUAUUCAUUAAAUAAAACAACAUAGACAUAUUCAUUCUGUUAGAGAAAAUUGCUUGUGAAAAUAUGAACAUUAGAUUAGUCACAACUGCAUAUAAAAUGGGAAACUGCGUAUAUUAGGAAAUUUGCCCUACAAAAGUGAUGAAUUUUCAUGAAGAAAUUGCUGUGGAAGUAGGGAGAAUUUAAGAUUGGGAAAAUUAAGACACUGAGAGAACCAAAACUGACAGAUAAGUCCAUUUAAUGGUGUCCAUUUGUCAGAAGGUUGGGAGACCUUCUAGGGGAGAAUUUUUGUGGGUGGAGGUGGGGAUAUUCAGGGCAGAGGAGAUGAAGCAAAGUCCCAUUGCCUGUGGAGAAGUUUGUCUGUGUGGCAUUGGAUAUCACCCAAAAUUUAGGAAAAUUUUUAAAACCAAGUUGGAAAAUGCAAUAUGAAGAAGCUUAUGUAUAUGUCAGGCUUUGGGGGAUCAGCUUCCUUCCCCAUGGCUGUAAAUAAGAUCAAACGAAAGGAAGUCUUACCAGUUAGAGUCUUUAAUAAUCACAGUGAGAGACAAAAGACCACGUCUCCCUAGAAAUGGUGGUGCUCCCAAUUAAGGUUCACUCCCCCUCUCCAUCCCUAUUAAUCUAUAUCACUCCUACGUCUUGUAAACUGAGCUUGUACCCUCUGCGCUUUUUCCCCAGAGACUUUCUGAGCUCUUCUCGACCUUGGGGAGGGUGGUAGAGGAAUGCUGUCCAAUGAUUGUGAAUCUGUUAACCCUCCCUCUCCCAGUGUUUCUUCUUCUUCUAGCUGUUCCCCAUCCAUUAUUUCCCAGCUUCUGCCUUCUGAACUAUGCCCAUCUGCAAACCACUGUUCCAAAUCUACACUAUCCUCCUGCUCUUGGGAAGAUCCAGGAUCGGGGGGAGGGGGGCUCCAACCAUUCUUCUUCAGUGCAGCCCUCCUCAGCACGGUCCCUGACAGUAUAUAAAAGACACUGUAAUUAGUACAGGGAUAGUGGGAGACAAAUGUGAGAUCAAUAUCACAGUCCUAAGCACUUUUACUUGCAUUCAGUGGGACUUACUCACUGGGGGAUGUGCGUGGGAUUGUUGCCUGGAUGAAUGUGUCAAGGCUGGUGAUCUGAAUGCACUUGUUUUCAAUCCAGAAAGAAGCACAGCCUACACAGAUAUAUGAUUAUUUGAACUGGAAACUCUCAAUUGCCCCAUAGACAUCUGUAAAUUGGUUUGUAGCCCAGUCUUUCUUACUAUUGGAAUAUUUUACUGUUUUUAAAGAAAUUAAACUGCAGCAUGUUAAUCCUCCCAAGACCCUUUAUAAAUGCACCAUGGGAAAAUGUUCAUUUCCAUUAUAUUUCUGCAAGGGUAAAAUGUUAAGAAUAUCAAUUUACUAAUAAUUGGGAAUAUUAGCUUGCAUACUGAUUUUCUCUGUGGACUCUAAAUCCUUAGGGAACAAUAUAUUCUGGAAAAAAUAAUUGCUUUGAGUUGCCACCACAAAUUAAUUUGAUCCCAUUCAGCGUAAAAUAUUGUAACGAGCUGCACAAGUUGCAGCCAAGUUUUCAGAUUUAUAUACCUUGAAAGGUGGUGUAAUGGAUUGAGCGCAAUAAGUCUGAUAUAGUUACCUCAGAGAGAAAAAGAAGUAGAGCAUAAACAAUUACCUUGCGUUCAGCUUUAAACAUCCUGACACUACAUAUAAUUCAAAGAGCAAUGGAUACCAGCAGGCUGGAGAAAAGGAGAGGGCAAGCUUAUCUCAUCUUUGGUAAAAGGGGCUUAAGAUGUAUACAAGUAUUUAGAACAGGUUAGUUUCCAGCAGACUUAAAAGGUAAAGGUAAAGGACCCCUGACCAUUAGGUCCAGUCGUGACCUACUCUGGGGUUGCGGCGCUCAUCUCGCUUUAUUGGCCGAGGGAGUCAGCGUACAGCUUCCGGGUGAUGUGGCCAGCAUGACUAAGCUGCUUCUGGUGAAACCAGAGCAGCGCACGGAAACACCAUUUACCUUCCUGCUGGAGUGGUACCUAUUUAUCUACUUGCACUUGACGUGCUUUUGAACUGCUAGGUGGGCAGGAGCUGGGACCGAACAACAGGAACUCACCCCCAUCGCAGGAUUCAAACUGCCGACCUUCCAUUCGGUAAGCCCUAGGCUCUGUGGUUUAGAUCACAGUGCCACCCACAUCCCUUAUCAUCUACAAUACUGUCUUAUUUAUUUUAUGGUACAUUACAUUGAUUAUUGCUUUCAUUUUAUGGAUCAAUGGUAUGGUCUCCUUAGAUAGUAAAAUUCGUGUUAAAUUACUGCUUUAGGUGUUGUUUGUUUUGCAUUACUUUCUAUGGGAAAGCGCACCUUGGUUUUGGAACGCUUUGCUUUUGGAAUGGACUUCUGGAAUGGAUUAAGUUUAAGAACCACGAUACCACUGUAUCUGAAUCCCUUGUCUUCUGCCAUUACUCUGGCUCUGGCUCGUGUGACUUCACAUUCCACCACCUCCAGGGUGAAUUGUGAACCUCAUAAAUUUCCACCAAGAUGGAUUCUCGAUCUAAUUCGUCUUCUCCUUUGUUUCCACAUAAAUUCUACCCCAUAAAUUAGAUCUUGACUUAUUUCACAGAAAGCAAACUAUGAAAGCUUCUUGUGUUUAACCUCCGAGGGCUGGCUUAUGAGCAAGCAUGUUAACAGGCUCUUCAACAGCAAAAUGGAGGUCCUCAGGCAAGGCAAGGAUUUUGAGAUAAAUUUAAGUGGCUUCUUCUUGUCAGGGCAUUACAUGAUGCUUACAGUUCUAAGGUUGUUUAUUUGUUAUUGUUCAUUUAAAGCACCGGAUCUCAUCUGAGGAUUUUCUUCCCCCCUAACUGUUUCAGGGCUGUCCAGUAUGAAAGAGAAAUGAUUUCUGCAAGGCCAAUCCAAGUACAGAGUGAGCUUGUGAUAACGUUCGAUGUUUCCAUUUAAAUCAGAAGUGGGGAAUCCAUUGUCACAGUUCAAGGACACAUUGCAAAAACGUUUGAUGAGGACAUGGAGAAGGCCAAUGAUGGAUGUGAACUGCGAAGGAUGCAUAUCCUCAGGAGAAUCCUGCAAGUCAAAUAGCAGACCUUCCAAGUGUCCCUAUUUUCCAGGGACAACCCGGAUUUAUAGAAGCUGUCCCUGUUUCUGAUUUGAUCCCAGAAUGUCCCACUUUUCCUUAGGACGUCCCUAUUUUGAUUGGAGAAAUGUUGGAGGGUAUGGGGUUAUGCGACCCGCCCAAGCCAAGGAAAUAAGUAACGAUACAACCUUUAGAAGACACCUGAAGGCAGCCUUGUAUAGGGAAGUUUUUAAUGUUUGAUGCUUUAUCAUGUUUUUAAUAUUCUGUUGGGAGCCGCCCAGAGUGGCUGGGGCAACCCAGUCAGAUGGGCGGGGUAUAAAAAAUAAAUUAAAAAAACAGUUGUACCUUGGUUCUCAAAUGCCUUGGUACUUAUAUGUUUUGGCUUCCGAUUGAGUGCAGGAAGCUCCUGCAGCCAAUCGGAAGCCGUGCCUUGGUUUUCGAAUGUUUUCAGAAGUUGAACGGAUUUCUGGAAUGGAUUAUCUUUGAGAACCAUGGUACGACUGCAAUAAAUUAAAUUAAUUAAAUUAAAUUAUUAUCACUGUUGUUACUAUUAUUAGUAGUAGUAUAUAGGGCAUCCCUAUUGUUAUCAAAGAAAUGUUGGAGGGUAUGAGUCUAGAAGGUCAGAUUCAGCCCCUGGGCUUGAGGUAGCCUGUUACUGCUUAAGUUCUCCCACACCCCAUGAUUUGUCCUGUUCCUGUACCACCAAUUAUCUUUCAUAGGAACGGCCAUUUUGACAGACCCUGGGCUACCUUUAAAAAUAAAUAAAUCAUCCAGUCAGUGAAUAAUUCCAAUUUUUUAAAAAACCUGCUCAAGAUUUUGGGGCUUGUGCAACUGGAAGUCCUGAUCCAUUCUAUCAGUUGUGAGCAGGAUUGCCCAGUGUGACAGUGUGUUCUUCAAACUGGGGAGCCUGGCAGGGCUGGUGGCAGGGAUGUGACGAGCAGGGAGCUGCUACCUUGCAAGUCCAUAUUCUUCCACCUUUAUCACACGAGGGGGGAAAUGACUAAAUAGGGUUAAUGAGCGAGGGCAAUGGAUUAUUCUGAAAGAAAUUCUCAUUUCAUCACUUCCUGCAAGCAUUUAGGAAUAAUGAUCUAUAACGGAAUGUGCUGUGAUUAGAAUCUUUUUCCUGAUGUCUGGUAUAUGCUGAUAUAGAAAACCAAGUAAGCAGCACACAUUUAAAUGUUUAUAUUUUAUUAAGGUGAUUUCAAUUAAAAGAAAUAAAGCAAUACUGGGUGGGGGGAGAAGGAAAAGUGAGAGGGAGGAAAAACAACAACAGAACAAAACAACAACAAAAGAGUAAAUAGCACACAUAUGCUCUUUGUUAGAUAUUUGCAUUCAGGAUGCAAAGAGGUAUAAAUGAUUGGAUGAUUUUUAUUGAUAAGCUGUCAGGGCCGUUGAAAUUUUAACAAACACCAUAAAAGAGCAGCUGCGUGUCAGGC
Molecule: messenger RNA, 20238 nt
Organism: Podarcis lilfordi (Lilford's wall lizard)
Lineage: Eukaryota; Metazoa; Chordata; Lepidosauria; Squamata; Lacertidae
Source: the annotation of a GenBank genome assembly